Impatiens glandulifera is the source of this 769-nucleotide messenger RNA. Its product is annotated as agamous-like MADS-box protein MADS3. Gene Ontology annotation, biological process: positive regulation of transcription by RNA polymerase II. Gene Ontology annotation, molecular function: RNA polymerase II cis-regulatory region sequence-specific DNA binding; DNA-binding transcription factor activity, RNA polymerase II-specific; protein dimerization activity. The transcript is spliced from 8 exons. The record is from RefSeq and is a predicted model, not a curated record. The coding region runs from base 5 to 769 and encodes 254 amino acids. Gene Ontology annotation, cellular component: nucleus. NCBI's taxonomy places the organism in Eukaryota, Viridiplantae, Streptophyta, Magnoliopsida, Ericales, Balsaminaceae.
AAGAAUGGGAAGAGGAAGAGUAGAGUUGAAAAGGAUAGAAAACAAGAUCAAUCGACAGGUGACGUUUUCAAAACGAAGAAAUGGUUUGUUGAAGAAAGCUUAUGAACUUUCUGUUCUUUGUGAUGCCGAAGUUGGUCUUAUCGUCUUCUCCAGUCGUGGAAAACUCUAUGAAUUUGGAAGCGCCGGUGUUUCCAAGACCAUCGAAAGGUACCUACGUUGCUGUUAUAACCCUCAUGAAAACGUCGUUGAACGUGACACUCAGAAUUGGUUCCAAGAGGCGUCCAAAUUAAAGACAAAGUAUGAAUCACUUUUGCGUACUCAAAGGCAUCUUCUUGGAGAGGAUCUCGGACCACUCAGCGUGAAGGAGUUACAGAAUCUCGAGAAGCAACUUGAAGGAGCGUUGUCCCAGACUCGCCAACGCAAGACACAAAUAAUGUUGGAGCAAAUGGAAGAGCUGAGGAGGAAGGAACGCCAUCUCGGGGAUGUAAACAAGCAGUUGAAGAUUAAGGUUUCGCUAGAAAUGUCAUCGCUUGGCGAGACAGAUCAUGAUCAAGAUCUUAGAGCCCUCCCAUGUUCAUGGAACCUUGACCCAUCUGCAGCUGGUUCCAGCAGUUUCACUCAUCAUGUUCUUCAAUCCAAUCCCAUGGAUUGUGAAAUGGAGCCUGUUCUUCAAAUAGGGUACAAUCACUAUGUUACUGGGGAAGGAUCAUCUGUUCCAAGGAGCUUAACUGCUGAGACUGCUGAUAUUGUUCAAGGUUGGGUUCUUUGA